CUCUCUCACCAGGCUCACCCUUCUCACCUGGAGGACCUGCACACGGGCUCUCCUGGCAACCCUGGAAUUCCAUCUGUUCCAUUAUACCCCGGCAUUCCGUCCACACCCGGCAAGCCUGGAAUUCCAUAAACAGGAGGGCCUGUAGAAUGACUCAAGGUCAUGCCGCAGAUGUCUCAUAUCUCCUGAAGUCUUUGAUGUCUUGAUGAAAAGAUGAUGCAGAGAUGAGUUUGGCACAGCUGAAGGUUUGCGUGUCAUGACAAUGUUUUGGAAACUGAUGCUGAAGGACAUGAGUAGCACACAAGGUGAACUUCUCCAGCCCUGCGGAAUGAAGCAGGUGCAUCUCGGUGAGGCUGUUCUGGACCUUCUGAUGCAAGGAGCCCAUAACAGCAGUGACGGUGCUCAAGACUAUGUGUGCGGAGCCAUGGCCACACUACUGUUGCUGUUACUCUGCCUGCUGCUGGCCAUCAGACACCACUGGACAGAGAAAGACCAUGUACCGGGUCCUUGUUUCUUCCUGGGUCUGGGUCCUCUUCUCUCUUACUGGCGGUUCAUCUGGUCUGGGAUCGGCACUGCCAGCAACUACUACAACAGCAAAUACGGAGACAUUGUGCGGGUUUGGAUCAAUGGUGAGGAAACUCUCAUCUUGAGCAGGUCAUCUGCUGUGUAUCAUGUGUUGAGGAAAUCUCUGUACACCUCACGCUUUGGGAGCAAACUGGGUCUGCAGUGUAUCGGAAUGCAUGAACAGGGCAUUAUAUUCAACUCAAAUGUGGCACUCUGGAAGAAGGUCCGCACCUUUUAUGCCAAAGCUCUAACAGGUCCAGGGCUUCAGAGAACUUUGGAGAUUUGCAUCACUUCCACAAACUCACACCUGGAUAAUCUGUCACACCUGAUGGAUGCUCAGGGACAGGUGGACAUCCUCAACUUACUGCGAUGCAUUGUAGUGGACAUUUCCAACAAACUGUUUCUAGGAGUCCCUCUCAAUGAGCAUGAUCUGCUUCAGAAGAUUCAUAAAUAUUUUGACACCUGGCAGACCGUAUUAAUCAAACCUAAUGUGUACUUCAGACUGGCCUGGUGGUUGCACAGGAAGCACAAGAGAGACGCUCAGGAGUUGCAAGAUGCCAUUGCGGCUCUGAUCGAGCAGAAGAGAGUUCAGCUGACACAUGCAGAAAAAUUUGACCAGCUCAACUUCACAGCAGAGCUGAUAUUUGCUCAGAGCCAUGGGGAGCUGAGCACUGAGAACGUCAGGCAGUGUGUGUUGGAGAUGGUGAUCGCAGCUCCAGACACUCUCUCUAUCAGUCUGUUCUUCAUGUUGCUGUUGCUCAAACAGAAUCCAGACGUCGAAUUAAAGAUCCUGCAGGAAAUAAACACUAUCCUAGCGGGUCGGAGCCUGCAGCACUCACAUCUGUCCAGGUUACACAUUCUGGAGAGUUUUAUCAACGAGUCGCUCCGGUUCCAUCCGGUCGUGGACUUCACCAUGCGCCGGGCGCUGGAUGAUGAUGUCAUCGAAGGCUACAAAGUGAAGAAAGGAACAAACAUCAUACUGAACGUGGGUCGGAUGCACAGAUCCGAAUUCUUCCACAAACCGAAUGAGUUCAGUCUAGACAACUUCCAGAAAAAUGUGCCGAGUCGUUUCUUUCAGCCUUUCGGAUCAGGCCCGCGGUCAUGUGUGGGGAAGCACAUCGCUAUGGUGAUGAUGAAGUCCAUUCUUGUGACGCUGCUGUCUCGUUUCUCUGUGUGUCCUGUGAAGGGCUGUACUGUAGACAGCAUCCCACAAACCAACGACCUUUCACAGCAGCCGGUGGAGGAGCCCUCGAGCCUCAGCGUGCAGCUCAUCCUCAGAAACUCUCUCUGAAUCACCUCUAAAAUAUCUGCUCCUUUGUCAUUAUUAACAUGUAUUUAUCUACUGCUUUUAGUAGUCAGAGAUAUUUGUGUUUAAAUUCAUAUGCAAUUCAUUGUGAAUGUAAUUGCUGAUAUAUGAUAGUGUGGCUUUCUAUGAAUUACCGGUGUCUUCUACUGUUUAUAAAAGUCAAUAAAAGUAUUCUCAAAUGGUGUAACUGUAAA
Molecule: messenger RNA, 2061 nt
Organism: Cyprinus carpio (common carp)
Lineage: Eukaryota; Metazoa; Chordata; Actinopteri; Cypriniformes; Cyprinidae
Product: ovarian aromatase
Exons: 12
Coding region: 254-1852 (532 amino acids)
Molecular function (GO): monooxygenase activity; heme binding; oxidoreductase activity, acting on paired donors, with incorporation or reduction of molecular oxygen
Source: RefSeq, a predicted model, not a curated record